This is a messenger RNA of Aureobasidium subglaciale EXF-2481, 882 nucleotides long. RefSeq lists its product as uncharacterized. NCBI's taxonomy places the organism in Eukaryota, Fungi, Ascomycota, Dothideomycetes, Dothideales, Saccotheciaceae. The transcript has a single exon. The coding region runs from base 1 to 882 and encodes 293 amino acids. The record is from RefSeq and is a predicted model, not a curated record.
AUGACCGACCCUUACCAAUGGCGCGAAUCAGUCCUGUCCACACGCAGCCUCUCAUAUGUCAGCAACAUGGAUGCCGCCGACUCCAUCCUCAGGCCCUCGACCAUGCGCAAAAACACCCUCACCUCAAUCUCCUCAGACUACGCCGAAGAAGACUUCCACGAUGCCCUCACACAAGUCCCCUCCACCGACAACCUCCCACCUUCAGUCUUCGACUCACCACUCUUCCGCCUACCACGCGACCUCCGCCUACACAUCUACUCCUACCUCCUCACAAGCAGCCAAAAUAUCUUCUGGCCCACAGAACACCAAUCUCACCAUCUGGCCCCACAACUCCUGCGCACAUGUAGGCCAAUCUACGAAGAAGCUGCUCACGUGCUCUACCAAACAAAUACGCCUACUUUCGCUCACCCCAGCGAUGCGAAUAUCUUUGCUCAUGCCUUGAGUAAUCGCUCGUUUGCUGAGUUGAUCCCGCACAUCACUCUACGCAUUCGGAGUAAUGAUACUCGUCUCUGGACUGGCUGGUUCAACACAAAUGCUGCCGAGAGAAGUCUGGUUCGCGAUUUGCCUGGACUACGCCAACUGACCAUCCGCUAUAGAGGGCCCAGAUGGCAGCCGAGUUUGAAUGAAAAGGCAAACGCGGAUCUAUGGCUCAAAGAUCCAAAGUUGCAGGAAAUCAUACUGUCGGUGAGGAAGUGUGUUGCAGAGGUCAGGCUGUUGUUGUGUGUGAGGUUGCCUGAAGAGAUGGCAGAGGAGAUCGCAAGAGGCAUGGGACAGGGCGAAGAGGGAGAAGAGAAGAUGCCGCAUGUCAUGUUCAGAAGAUGGGUCUGGCUGAAUGGCUGUCACAUUCGUGUCGAGCCUCUGGGUAGGGAUGACGAUGUGUGA